Bombus pascuorum is the source of this 7078-nucleotide messenger RNA. RefSeq lists its product as uncharacterized. The record is from RefSeq and is a predicted model, not a curated record. Lineage: Eukaryota; Metazoa; Arthropoda; Insecta; Hymenoptera; Apidae. The transcript has 5 exons. Bases 821 to 1357 code for a protein of 178 amino acids.
UCUUGAGAGCUCGGCUCUCAUCCAAAAUCCUGGAUCCCAGUCGCGAGCGCGCCGCCGAUAGAAAGCAUUCGGAGGAGCGAGGACGAUCACGGUCGCUGACCUGACUGCCACCCGGCGAGAGUCCACCCUCUGUCGCGCUCCCUCUCUCGCGCUCUCCCUGUCUCGCCCGCGGAGCCACAAGUUAGAAUCCACGAGGAACACCGGCCGGCCGGUUCCAUCAUCUUCGUUGCUCCUCCUGGAACCGUGUCUAACCUGGUCACGAAACAGCGAAACAGUUUCGACGACAGGCUCAAGACUUUCGGGGAUUUGUUCUUUCGCGAUGUGGUUCGUGGACGUUCGUCAGGAUGCAUCGGCGAGUGACGUUUGAUGGGUGAAGUUUGAGUUUAGAGAGAGGAUUCGCGGUGCAUCGCGCAGGUUUUAGAAGGUGGAUGAGCUGGUUCGUUAAGGUGGAUCAGAAGGUUUGCGGGCCAAGUCACUUGCAGCGUGUCCAUUGUUCUGCAGGCGGAGGUUGAAAGCGUUGCAACUGGGAGGGAACAUUCUUCGGGGAAGAAACGACGCACGAACCUCGGUAAAUCGGAAUCUUCGACCCAGAAACGGGGAGUUGGCGCAGCUGGUACGUGUGCUGAUACGUCGUAUAACGUCAGAGCGAUCCUGAUCGGUGCACGUGUUCACGCAACGAGACUACGUUUGAAGAGCACCACCGAUGAACAGAGCUUGUCGUACAAAUGAUUAACCCAGCAUCGUCAAGCUCAACCAACAGACAGAAAAGACGAUAUUCAGCGUAACAUGAGCUUCGCAGAAACGACUUGUUGAUGACGUUAUGGGGUGGAUCUUCCUUGCCAGUACUUUACUCUUUUGCUUAUGCGCGGCGGGACUGCCGUUGCCACAGGGCGGUGGCAGCGCGGCGGGGGGCCAUGGACAGCCGCAGGCUGGUUCGCCGAGCACCCCGGGCCCCGGCGGUGGCACAGCUGGCAGUGGCGCGAGCAGCACUUUUAGCGCCGCUGGCGGCAGUGCCCCUGGACCUGGCACCGGCGCCGCCGUUGGAAGCGGCGCUGCUGGUUUCGGUGUGACCGGGGGAAGUACCGGUGGUGGGGCCGGUGGUGGUGCCGCCGGUGGUGGUCCAAGUUGGUCCGGAGGCCCGACUCGUCGGGGCCGAGGGUGGCGCGACUGGCGCCGCGGCGACCCCACGCUGAUCAAGGGACUCUGGAAGUCGAAGGGACCUCUAGAUUCCUUAGGCAAGGCGGAAGUGUACAUCUUCUUAGCGCUGCUGAUCGGUUUCGUGACGGUGGUGGUGGGCUGUUGGCUGUCGGACAACUGUUGGUCCCCGGAACCGGAAGGGGUGGUGACCCUGGCAUAGCCUAGUGCAGACUUCCGUUCAUCCAGGCGAUAACAACUAGUACGCGGGCCCUCCUACAGGAUUCUCCAGGACUUGGUCCAGCAGAACCGACGACCGUUGCUGGACAUCAACGACAACCACACGAUGCUUCCACCCGUAUGAACAACGUCACCUUAUGCACAAAAGAAAACACCUUUUGCCAUUAAACCAUGGUUCGCCGCCAUUACGAGCAGCGUGCGGCCGAUCGAAUAUCGCCCCGUUCUGUAAUAUCGUAUAAUGUCGUGGUUUCGCCACCGAUAAAGGUACUCGACCGUAAAUCCAAACGUUCAUCGAAAUAUCGACAUGCCUCCGUGGGGUGCAGCUAGGGCUGUGCCAUGAACCUAAAACGGAUUACCGAUUGCGUCGACGUCUUUUUUUUCUCGACUCUUUUUUUGUUUCUCUUUCGUUUUGUCAUUGCUCUCUAGGGGACGUCGACGUUUCGUACAAGAGAAGUUUUUGAUAAUUAUUCGGAAUAUAACAUUGAAAAUCGUCAAGGUCCGUAUCGUGAGUAAUCUUUUCCUGCGUAUGUAACGCCCCUUGGAUUUAGUUUCUGAGACGCUCGCAAUGGAUUUCAGUUGAUUGCUAGUUAGGAUUACGCUACGUUGUGACAUAGAUGGGCAUCUUUAUAUAGCUCGAUCUAAACUUAACGUGUUGACGAUAAACACUUUUUGAUAUACGUAAGAGAGGUGAUAUGUCAUUGAGUUAUAGAUCGGGCUGGAUUAAUAGAGAGAUUCCGAAAUAAUUCCAACGCAAGACUGAAUUGUUUUCGGUUCUAACGCUUUGCUCUUAUUUUUAGUUGCUUGAAAUUGUAAUCAAUAUAAGCAAUCUCGUUAACAAAGCUAAACUGUAUUUAGAUACUACAAGCGUGUAUACUAUUAAACAUAGUAUAUUAAACGUAAGUUAUAUCUUGAAAGUUAAAGCUGACCGGCAGUUAUGUGCAUAGGAAACGGUUACUGUAAAUGUUCAUUCGGACAGUAUAUUUCAAGAUGAUCGAGAUCGAUCAGGUGCAUCCUGUUCUGAAUAAUUAUCGAAGUUUUCACAAGCAGAAGGAUAAACCGGAAGGAAACAGUAAUUGAGCGAAAUUGGAGAGUACACCAUGUGGAAUUACGCUCGAAUUAGAUCACGCACACAGCCACUUUGUUCGUCUGUGAGCUAUAAUUCGCUCGUUAACUCGAUCAACACUUAAUCGUCGUCAUAGGGACGCGACAAUAUUCGGGCGUAGUUCCAUCGUGGAUUCGAGCUUCCGGUUCGAAGGAUACUCGUGAAUUAGCGGGCUAAUUCGCGGGCUCGUUCAAUGGUUGGUUGAGGCAUAUAGGUGGUGGAAACUUAGAAUAGAAGUUUUUGAAAGAACAAUUGAUUAUGCAGUUUGAGGUGUAGUAAGGGGUUUUCUUUGUGUGGGUGGUUUAAUGCGCUUUUUAUGGGUAUGGUAAGAUGUGGUUGUGGUCACGUAAAUUUUGGGGAAGUUGAAGGAAGAUGGUGAAGUUUUGAUCGAUCCUUUUUCUCUCUUCAAAGGAGGAGGAAUUUCAACGACGACUGUAUGUCGAAAUAUGGGGUAUCAAAUAGGAUGGUCCGAAAAUAUUUCUUAUUGGACAUAUUGGAAGUCCAUAAAACCGAUUAUUUCGAAGCGAUAUAAUUUUUUAUUCCAAAAAACAUGACACAUAUACAUCGAGAUAUUGUGACAUAACAAUCGAGAUAUUGUAACCAUAUGAAAUUCUUUCGAAUUCUUAUUUUAGGAUACUCAUUUAUAUCGUUGGAGGAGGUAAUCAUUCGAAUAGUACAAAUACUCAGGAUAAAAGCUAAGCUUAAUUCUAAUUUUCGUUGUAAUUGAUAGAAUAGAAGAAUAAGAGUUACCAAAUACAAAUUAGGUAUUCUUCGAUACCCAGCUUCACAAGAAAAGACACAGCCACGAUUAACACAUUCGCUGUUAUUAAAAUACUCAUCCUUAAGGUAGCAUUUUUUCCCUCAUUACAAAUUUAUUUAUUUUAAUAACAAUGAUCGUUCUGAUUGUUCACGGAUUCAUUUACCCCUGUUAAUUAUUUUAUUGGAACACACGGAAACGCUAAUGUAACAGUUGUGUCGAUAAAAUUAUUUAAAUAUCUAAAUCAACGUAUGUAUGUUACUAGCUGCGAAUGCGUUAAAUUCUAAGACACGAAGCUAGAUUAACAUCAUUAUUAAAAAAACAAGAGAACCUUUCAUUUUCAUAUGUUUCACGUAUGAACUCUUCAUUCUCCAUUUCUCAGCUUCAGCCGAUAUAGAAUCGAUCAACCUAAAUCUUAUCAUACCCAUAACGUCAUUAACGUUCGAUCAUCACCAUCAAUCAGCUUACUAAUCACCGACAUACACCUUCUUGUUACAUAAACGCAACGGUUUUCGAUCAUAAUCAUACGCAAAUUUUGGAAUCGAAGAAGAUUCUCGCGAAUUGGCGGGCUAAUUCGCGUAGACCUAGUGACGUGUGGACAGGGCGCGUGCUCGUAGACAGCGCAGUGGUCGCUUUGAGGCUCGUAGUUAGCUGAAUUCCCAAAAUGGGUCAAUAAUUUCAUUUGGAGCCUGGAUAAUGGGUUUCGAUAUUGACGUCAGGUUAGGUCUAUCGAGACAGAACUAACGGAGGAGAAGAGCAGAAGAACAGAAUAGUUGGAGUGCGAUUUACUUCGUCUUAAUCGCCGCCCGUGAAAAUUUACCGACUUCGUUGGACAAACUUAAUGGCGGCGGAUGAAACACGCGAUAUGAGGCUUUAGGGGCACCAGGGUCCUGGCCUUCGAACUUUAUUUUUGCCAGCCUCCUCGCAAAUUGUACGAAAUGGCCCACACGAGAGUAAACGAUCGUUUAAAGCUGCAUUACGGUGCGAACCUUUUCUAUUCUGUCUCGGUGUAUACUGGAUCCCGUGAGUGCUCGAACGUUCCUCGGAUUAUAAUGAACAACAAGAUGCUGGAAUUGUAUCGAAAUGUAAUAAGCAGACUGCGGAUAUCAAUGCAUUCAUAUUUGGAUCAAUACGAUUGGAAAAGUGGAACUGGGGAAAAUUGUUUUAUUUACGAAAUAUUAUAGACAGCAUCGUGCUUUGGAUAUUUUAUAUAUUUUUGCAUAUUGUGCGGAUUUUGUGAAUUAUUCACCUUCAAGUCUCCUGUAAUUGCAUAAGAACCCGCAGUUUAAAUUGCGAACGUUUGUGCAAUUCGAUACUUUUAUAAAUACAACGAUGAAAAAUGAAAAUACUUUGAAUAUUAAAUAGAAGCUCGUUUCGCCUAUCGAAUAUUAUAGCCAGCAAUUUAUUAUAUUUUUCUGUAUAUUUUAUAUAUAUAUAUGUAUGUAUUAUACAGCUGGAUACAUUGCGUGUAUUUUGUAAAUUUUUCCACCAUGCAAUCGCUCAUAGAUGCAUAAAUAACCGCAAUCGAGUCAAUUGAUCACUCAAUUGGACUUUAUUGGUGUUUGAUCAUCUGUUUCGAAAUGAUGGUAAUAAUCGUGUGCAUAGCGAUAUUAAUGUCUGGUAAAUUUUGGGAUGCUGUUUACUUGCUAAAUCGAAAUACUAACUUUGGGAUGGUCAACCGAUGUAUUGGCCGUUUUAUGAUUACGAGAGGCUGUGUCGAAUGUUGAUGUUAAUUUCUAAUUAUCUCUAUGUCAUUCAAUCAUUCAGGGAUGUAACUUAUAUCAAUGUUCUUAAAAUAUUCUUGCUAAUUAAUUAUAGGAAGGAGGGUAAUAAAUUUGUAUAUAAUACUUUAUAAUAUCAAUGUAGUAUAGUAAUUUUAUGAUGACAUUAUUUUGUUGGUUAAGAGUGAAUUGAAGUAAUCAUUUUGAAAGUCGAUUUAAAGUAUUGGCGAGAAUUAAUUUUGCGAAGGAGGAUACAUGUACAAUGGCAAUCAUGUUUAUAAUUUUAGAACAUCGUCUCGUCGGUUGAUUAGAAAGUGCAAACUAAAGACAGAUUAAGAUGCUAACGAAAUACUAAGAAAUUGAACUAUUAAUUUGGAUGGAAUCGAUCGAUCUUCUAGCCAUAGUACGAAAACUCGUACAAGUGUUCAAGAUCGGUGAUAAUUUCUUGUCCUCUCUGCCAUUCAGUUGUUUAGAGAGAGUAAAAUACGAAGUAUAAAAAUACGGGAGGAAAAAUUGUAUUAAAUAUAUAACAUUAAUCAAAUAAAGAUGAGGGAGAAAUGGAAUAUUAAUUUAAAACAAUGUACAUAUUUGUAUGAUACGAUUGUGAUACAAGUAAUUCGGAGAAAUAAUGCUUAAUAUAAUUCAAUGUAAAAAAAAUUAAUUAUAAUCAAAUUAAUCAAAAUUUAGGAAAAUUGUUUGACUCUAAGCGUUUGGAAAUCUUCAGUAUGUAUUAUGUACCAAUUAUGCACAGUUUGUUCAUCGUAAUUCUUCAUUGUAAACGUUCGAGCAUUUCCGCGAUCUCACACAAUUGUUUAUUAUAAUAUCAACUUUAAUAAUGAAUUGUCACACAUUUCGUAAAUAAAACAAAGACCAAGUUUGUAUCCAUGUAAAUUCUGUGCGUAAGAUAGUUUAAUAAUAUUUAAUUAUGGAAACGUUUAUUACCUUUUCAGUCACAUUCAACAAGCUGUUUCAAUUCAAGAAGCUAAACGAAAUCACAUCAAUUAUUAUGAAUGAUUAUCGGUUAUGUUAAUGAUUGAACAAUUACUUUACUUUUUAAGUCGUUUUAUAAAUUUUCCAUUUUGCCAAUUUUCUACAAGGAUACUAAAACAAUGCUGCACUAUCGAAAACCCAACUAUUCGCAAAUAAUCGCCAUAUUUCCCAUAAUCAUCUUAAUCGCUAAACUACGUUCAUUAUCAUUCGUACACUUUCUCAAUUUUUUAAAUACUAUGAAAACAACACUACAAAAUUAAAAACAGUAAUAUAUACACUCACUACUAUUCAAUAAUUUCUCCAACAUUGUAAAAUAUCUGAAAAUAGUCCCACAAAAUCGACGAUCUGAUUUCGAAUUUCAUAAAAAUGUUCCAUCAAAUCCACAAGCGAUCGCCGCGUUUCGCGUUAUCAUUACGAUCAUUAAAAUACACUUACCAUCGAUUAGUUAUUUUAUAAAUUGUCUAAAACAAUCAAAGACAAUGAUACAGGAUCAGGAUCGUGGUCCAAUUAUUUAACAAAAACAUUCUAUUGAAACCACGAGCGACCAUUAAAAGUGCCAUUAUCAAUUUUAGUUGAAUGUCAAAAUGUAUCAGUGUUAUAAAAUUGAAAACCGAGAAUCCAAUUAUUUUAGAAAAAUAUUCCAUAAAAUUCAAAAGCCGUGGUGAGGUUUGCCAUCGUCAGGAAUUAAUCGUCGAAAAUUAAUCGUCGAAAAUUGCUAGAAGAAACGAUUUUCGAUAUAAAAGAAAAACGCAAUUUCACCGCAGAGUAGAAGCUACACGUUUAAUUCUGUCUCCGUUAAUUUUCAUCAGACAAGAAUUUAAUAACCGUGGAAGGGAACGCGAAGCUUUCGGAUAUCGUUCGCAAUGAAAGCUGUUGGAAGGUGCUUUGUGCUUUGCGACCGAUCGGGCAAAAUUUACGCACAUAGUGCAUAUAUCGCUGGCCCGUGUUUGAAACUCAAUCUUCGAUCGGUGUCACAGCGGUAGUACCGUGUGUCUUCGAAUUAUGUACGCGGUGGCGAAUUAAUCGUGACAUAUUCAUGCACCUGCGCCACCCUGGUGCACGCAUGCCACUACUGCUCGUUCGAUCGACCAGAUUUAUGGGGUUGUACCGUUUUCAAGCUCGUUUUCAACUACA